Orbicella faveolata is the source of this 7792-nucleotide messenger RNA. RefSeq names its product sodium channel protein 1 brain-like. Gene Ontology annotation, biological process: sodium ion transmembrane transport; neuronal action potential; membrane depolarization during action potential. Lineage: Eukaryota; Metazoa; Cnidaria; Anthozoa; Scleractinia; Merulinidae. Gene Ontology annotation, molecular function: voltage-gated sodium channel activity. Gene Ontology annotation, cellular component: plasma membrane; voltage-gated sodium channel complex. The record is from RefSeq and is a predicted model, not a curated record.
UUUUCGCUGAAAUUUUGCCCUUGCAUGUACUCCCUCCUUCUCCCCCAGAGUAAUAACCUGACCUGCGCCGUCACGUCACCGACUGUUGCAAAAGGCCCAUUACGACAAAGAAUUACGACAACAAAGAUUAAAGGUAUUCGUACGUGCGAGCACGUUCUGGGCCACGAAUGGCCAAAAUAAAAUGAUGUAAAAUCAUGAGCGCGGACAAAACACAUACUAAGGCGAGAGGUGUGAGGUUAGAAUUAAAAAUUUGAAAGGUUCAAACAAAUAACAUGCAAAUUGAACUGGGCAGGACUUAAGAAUUAAGCACAUGAUCAUCAAAGAGAAAAAUUAUUGACUUAAAAAACGAAUUUUAGUGUUGAAUUCACUUUUCGUUAUCAGUUCGUCAUAUAUUUAUAUUGUGUGUUUGCCGUCAUUCAAAAUGGACGAAAUCUGCUCUAAUUAUGACUGGCUCUUAGCAAGUUCGCUUGAAAAUCCCGUUAAUGUUGCCACAAGUAAAGCAGUGAAACACGACUAUUUGAUAUUUAGGUAAUGUUAAUUUAAAUAUAUGAAAAAAAAAAAGACUUGACUUUGUUCGUGUUUCACUCAAGUAAAUUGACGAAGUUUGUAAGCGGCUGGUUUCCGAAGUUAUCUGAUGUACUCUGUAGUAAAUCUUCGUAUUUUUCUACAAGUGGUCUUUUUGUAAAAAGAAACGUGCCGCUAAGAAUACAGCAUCCGUCCCAUUUGACAACUUUGCUAUUUCGUGCUGCAUUUCAUGCUGAUUCACUAUUCUUUGACUAUUCCUAUUGAGAGUUAAUAAUCCUUGCGUAAAAGAAGUGAUUUCCUAAGACAACGUGAGUCGAUUAUAUUUAGCUGCUCUGCUAAGUUGAGUAUUUUUUCAUCGGUGCAAAUAAUUGUCAGUAUUUUGAAGCUCACCAAGGAAUCGUAAGUCGCCAUGGAAGAAUGCCAAAUUGACAAUUUUACCAUAUCAAAAUAAUCGUAUUUCGCGCCUAAAAUAAGUGGAAAAGAUAAAAAUGAAGAUUUCAUUGAUAGCAACGGGUUUUCCAACCGCUAAAACAACAUAAGACUUGUACUAGCCUUUUUAUCACGGGUGGAGGUCAAACGCAACUGUCAUUUUCACUAGCUGUUUUCUUUUUUAAUGGCAUUUCUAAUGCUGUUGACGCGAGCACUAAUUUUUCUAAGUAAUUAGCAUUUGAUUUUAAGAAAAUAUACUCGAGCAGUGUUCGACUCUCUUGAGUUGUUGUACAACGACAUACAAACGCUCACAGGCUUUUUAUGCAGCUCUCAGGGAUGUACCGUAACACAUAUUUGUUUAUAUACGCGCAAUUAAUUCAGCUAAACCUCGAUAUGCGAAACAUGAUUAAGAGCGAAUUUCCCCUGCGGCAGGUGCGACGUAUAAAAAGGUUCCCAUGGUGAUGGACCCUGAUACGUCAUAUAAUCUUUACACCAAACAAACUUCGUGUAUGAAGUCUAAAGAUGUACAGAAGUCCCAGAGUCGCUUAACCUGACAGGAAAAAAAGCAAGGGCGAGAAGAAAAUAUUCUGGUGGCUUUUGGACUCUCUUGGGCACGCCUGCUUCUCGCUGAAACCAUAAAUUGAUAAUCAGAGAACGAUGCAUGUUUAACAGCUCGGUACGACUGUCUAACCAUGAAACGUGUUUUAAUUUGUUUGCUGAGAUGCAGUGGCAGAGGAAAACAUUGUUGAUGUUGUCAUUCUAUUGGCCGUCAGCGAUAGAAAGGAGAAACGUUCGUUCAAGAAAUCAUCUCGGUUAAGCAUUUAAAAAAUGCAAAUUCGACAUCUUUGCCACGAUGAAAUCAAGCGCCAGUUUUAGAAUAACAUCAAAGUCUUCUAAUCUAAGCGCGAAAGUAAGUAACAGGAGUUUCAAUCGUACCUUGUCGGGGACUUCUUUAAAAGGAAUUUCUUUUAACUCAAACUCGAGUGACUCUCAAACAUGCACCUUCGUGCCAAUACCGCCGGAAUAUCUGCGUCAGCCACUGGAAGAUUUCGAUUCCCCGCAAACAAACACAUUUGUGAUCGUAGCUUCUCGGCUUGGCAGGCAAUACGUAUUUAGAUUUAGCAAGGAGAAAUCAUUAUAUUUAUUUGGACCAUUAAACGCAGUGCGGAAAGCAAUAAUUAUUCUUAUUACAAAUCAAUUUUUUGAAUUAUUUAUACUUCUUACCAUAAUUGUAAAUUGUAUUUUUCUUGCCCUAAAAAAUGCUCCAGAGGAACCAGAGUACGUCUUCGCCGCAAUAUACACGGUUGAAAUGAUUCUUAAGAUUAUAGCUAAAGGCUUUUGUAUGCACAAAUUUGCUUAUCUCAGGGAUCCAUGGAACUGGCUAGAUUUUGUUGUUGUAAUUUUGGGGUAUAUUACUCUUAUUCCUAACGUCUACAACUUGUCAGGGAUUAGAACAUUUAGAGUUCUUCGAGCUCUUAGAACUAUUUCAGCAGUUGAAGGUUUAAAGACAAUGGUAAAUGCUCUUCUCAAGUCCAUGACCAUGUUAUCAGACGUCUUGAUCCUCACACUGUUUUUCCUGUGUAUCUUCGCCUUGGUUGGAAUGCAGCUCUUUGUUGGACAGCUGAGAAAUAAAUGCGUUGCCACGCCCACGCCACACAAUUCGAUUGGCUAUGACAAAUAUAUAUCCAAUCAAAGUGUGUGGCUUAGAUGUGACAGCGACGAGCUUGUGGUUUGUGGAAAUGCGUCAACUGCAGGGACCUGUCCUGCGAACUACACGUGUUUGUCAGUCGGUGAUAACCCCAACUAUGGUUACACUAACUUUGACAACUUCGCCUGGUCUUUGGUAACUGCUUUUCAACUAAUUACAAUGGACUUUUGGGAAAAUGUCUUUAACUAUGUUCUUGCCUCCAUGGGUUCUUGGUACGUGUUCUAUUUUAUGUUCGUGGUGUUUUUUGGAUCUUUCUAUCUCAUUAAUCUGGUGCUUGCGGUGGUUGCGGUUUCAUAUCAACAAGAAGUAGUGGCGAUGCAAGAAAGGGAUAAAAACUAUGAAGAGCUCAAAACUGUUGUAUCGUCGUACUCAUUUCACGGGCGUGCUGUGCCAAAACUUCUUACUGAAAGUGGGAAAUCAAAACAAGAAGCCCUGGUAACAAAAUGCAAGCUUUCACUGUGUCUUCCUUGCUUUAAAAACUCUGCAAGCUCAAAACCUCACGAAACUAACAACGCUACUAACACAGGAGAAAUUGAAGGAAGUCACGCGAGUUUGCGUUACUCGCCGUGUGGUUCUCAUGUGAUGGAAAUGAACAAUGUAACGGGGGAGUAUUCUACGGUCAAGGAUAAGAACGAAAACGUGGCCGGCGAGAAAGCAUCGAAUGGAAAAGACGUGCAAAUACGAUUAACUCCGAUUAUUUCUACACCCAGUCAAUGUCAACCUGUUAGGACGUCAUUAGUACAUGAUUCUAUUUCAGAAACUAGUAGAAAUUCAAAUGCGAAAUUUUUAGAAGUGAAGCCAACUUGGGCAAGAACGUUAACCGUAAUAAGUGAACAGGAAUCAACAGACCCUGAUAACCACUCUGUAAAUUCAGAUGACUGUAACGCAAUUAAGCAAGUCAAAUUCCCUGGGGUAUCUCCGAUUUCAUCACCCGUGGGAAGUCCUCGGGGAUCCACGGGGUGGGAACCCCAAGGAAAAGACGCUAAACACCGGAAGGAAGAGUUAUCGAGGCGGAAAUGUAUUCGGAAACGCAUUUCUAAACUGACGAUGGAUCCGUUGUUUGAUAUGUUCAUUACAUUUUGUAUUCUUGUUAACACUGUGUUUUUGGCCUUGGAGUAUCAUGGAAUGAACGAGAAUUUCAGAAUGGCCUUGGAUGUUGGAAAUAUGGUUUUCACAUUCGUGUUCCUGCUGGAGAUGGUGUUGAAAGUGACUGCGUUUGGUCCUUGUGGUUACGUGAAGAGUCGAUGGAAUAUAUUUGAUGGCUUCAUUGUAGUGAUAAGCAUCGUAGACCUCAUUAUCGAGCGAGUUGUUAAAGUUGGUAGUGGCGCUGGACUCAGCGUCCUUCGGACGUUCAGACUGCUGCGUGUUUUCAAGCUUGCGCAGUCAUGGCAGACGAUGAACAUGCUGCUACGAACAAUCGCCAGCAGCAUCGGCCAGCUUGGUAACCUCACCUUGGUUUUGGGGAUCAUUGUUUACAUGUUGGCAGUGGUCGGAAUGCAACUGUUUGGGAGUGUCUACACAGAAGAAAAAUUUGGUGGCGACAUUCCUCGCUGGAAUUUUAAUGAUUUUGGUCAGGCGUGCAUGAUGAUAUUCAGAGUACUAUGUGGAGAGUGGAUUGAACCGCUGUAUGACAGCAUGCGGGCGACGGGUCCUGAGUCCGUCCUGUUUUUCCUCACGGCUUUAGUCAUUGGAAACUUUCUGGUUUUGAAUUUGUUUCUUGCUUUACUGCUUAACGCCUUCGCUCGUGAGUCUUUGCAAGAUGAAGCAGAGAAAAGAGGGGAAAAACAGCCAAGCAAGUUUUAUCAGGGGGUCCAGCGACUGAGUAGAGUUCUGCGUCUGAAUAGUGUGAUACCACGCCGAACACAGGUCAAGCCUACACAGCCUCCUGCAGACGACAGACCCGGAUCAGUGAAAAGUUCAGAUAGCAAAGAUGCUCUUAAUAGUACCCCGGCACUGAUGAACGCAGUAACAGCUUUUCAAAAGAAAGGAAAACUCAACAGAGACACAGUCAAAAGGCUUUCGAUCGCAAUCGAAGCUGCGAAAAAGGACUCUACAGCAUCCAGCGCCGUUCUCAGUUUAGCUCGUUCGUCGGCAACAAUCACCAGCCCGCGGGAAAGUGUCCAGAUGAAUCGGGGUGAAUCCUCGGGCGAUCCCGCCAUGACAGAGGUGCAGGAGUGCUGCCCGUGCUGGAUGAAGCGCUGCACGUGUGACUGCAUUGCUAUGUGGAAAGAGUCCAGCGGUUAUCGUGUUUGGAGAAGCAUGCGCCAUAAAAUCAAGAAGUUGGUCGAGCACCGGUAUUUUGAAUGGGCGAUUCUGCUGAUUAUUGUGGCCAGCAGUGUUACUCUGGUUUUUGAGGACGUUCAUCUUAACAAUCGCCCAACACUAAAGAAAGUCUUGGAUUAUCUAAACAUCGUAUUUGCUGUGGUGUUUACUCUGGAGUUUCUCCUUAAAACAAUCGGCUUGGGUUUUGUAACGUACUUCAAGAAUGCCUGGAACUGCCUGGACGUGGUUAUUGUUGCUAUAUCCAUUCUCACGGCUGUUGAGUCUAUUGAAGAACUAAACUCGAUUUCUGUCGCCACAGUGAAAAAUCAGACCACAGAUAACGACAGUAGCCUAGCUUCAUUUCGUUCCCUGCGUACAUUACGGGCGCUAAGACCUCUGAGAGCGAUCUCACGCUGGGAGGGUAUGAAGGUUGUGGUGAAUUCAUUGCUGUUUGCAAUCCCGGGGAUCGGCAAUGUGCUGUUGGUGUGUAUGGUAUUCUGGCUCAUCUUCAGCAUCGUCGGAGUUCAAUUUUUUGGAGGACGAUUUUACAAAUGCGUCGACAGUCAAGGGGAACGCCUGCCGAUCAGCAUCGUGCAGAACAGAUCGGAUUGUGAUAGGCUGGGAUAUCGGUGGAUAAAUUCUAAUAUCAACUUCGACAAUGCUGGUAACGGAUUUAUCGCUCUUUUCCAAGUGGCGACGUUUGAAGGAUGGAUGGAGAUCAUGAGGGAUGCUGUUGAUGCUAGAGAGAUUGAUGAUCAACCGGAAAGCCAACACAGUUUUAUUCCUUAUUUCUAUUUCGUCGUGUUCAUAAUUGUCGGUUCUUUCUUCACCUUGAACCUGUUUAUUGGAGUCAUCAUUGAUAACUUCAAUCGAUUGAAGAAACAGUACGAGGACAGUGGAGCACUAGACAUUUUCCUGACGCCGUCACAGAAGGCUUGGUUCAACACUCUGAAAAAAGCUGCUAACAAGAAACCAAAGAAAAUGAUCAGUAGGCCUCAGGUUAAAUGGCAAGCGAGGUUGUUCGAUGUAAUUCAUAGCUCAAAGUUCGAGACAUUGAUAAUGGCGAUGAUAUGUCUCAACAUGUUGGUUAUGAUGAUUCAACACCACGGACAGAGUGACGAAGUCGUCCUCACAAUGAAUAUAAUAAACCUCGUAUUCACUGCUAUAUUUACCCUGGAGGCUGUGGUCAGGAUUGUUGCCCUCCGUCUACAUUAUUUCACGCAGCCGUGGAAUAUCUUCGACUUUACCAUCGUGAUAUUAUCAAUCAUAGGAAUUAUCCUUGAGUAUCUUGACUACAGUUUCAUUGUCACCCCAAGUUUAUUCCGCGUGGCUCGGGUAUUUAGAAUUGGUAGACUGUUACGCUUCUACAAAGGCGCCCGCGGUAUCCGCAGGCUUCUCUUCGCUCUGGUCAUCUCUCUUCCAGCGCUGUUCAACAUUGGCGCGUUGUUGUUUCUUGUAAUGUUCAUAUACGCGAUUAUAGGGAUGUCAUCGUUCGGUUAUGUUAAGAAGACUGGCGCACUGAACGAUGUAGUGAAUUUUGAAACGUUUGGCAGCAGUAUGUUGCUGUUAUUCAGACUGUCUACUUCAGCAGGUUGGAAUGACGUGCUUGAACCGCUAUUGAUAAAAACGCCUGACUGCGAUGAAAAUUAUUUAGGACAGCCAUACGGUAACUGUGGAAUACCAUGGCUUGCUAUUCUUUACUUCAUCACGUUCAUACUUUCGACUUUUCUUAUUAUCAUCAACAUGUACAUAGCCAUUAUUUUGGAGAAUCUAAGCCAAGCCCACCAACAAGACGAAGUCGGGAUUACAGACGAUGAUUUGGAAAUGUUUUAUGCCCAUUGGGAACGUUAUGACCCCGAUGCUAGCCAAUACAUUCUUCAUUCGCAACUGUCAGACUUCGUAGAUGGACUUGAACAGCCAUUGAGAAUUCCGCAUCCCAAUAAAUUUGCGUGCAUUAAUCUGAAUAUUCCCAUUAAACAAGGCGAUAGGAUUCACUGUUUUGACGUGAUGCAAGCUUUAGUGCGCAGGGUUAUAGGAGAUGUUGAAGAAGAAGACGGCUCUGUAGCAUUUGCUCUCAUGAAGUCCCGAAUGGAACAUCAUUUUGUCAGCGCUUUCCCAAAGCGCGCAAAAACUCAAACGGAAAGUACAACAUUGAAAAGAAUUCAGGAAAUUCGAGCCGCUACCAUCAUUCAACGAUCGUACAGACAAUACCGCUUCCAAUUGGAACUUCGGCGAUUUAGGCUUCAAAGAAGUCAACAGUUUCAUGAGCAUGGACAGAGUUCGUCUUCGUUAAGAGAGGAAGGACCCUCAGGGAGCGUUCAGGUUUUGGUGCAAGAAAGGGAACCUAGAAACGAGCCUCGAAAUACGAUUGUUACGAUUGCAGAUAACGGCUUGCCGUGAUAAAAUGUUUGUAAGUUACGAUAGUCAGCUACAAAUGACAAGCACGCUUCAUUUCAUAUCAACAAUCUUUAAUGCAUCAAGGUUUGUGAUUCUUGACCAGAGCUUAUAAAAACGUCCCUCAUAAAACUCGCUACCAAUCAAAACGUAGCUACCGUGACAUUGAACUAACGGUUUUCAAGCAGCCCUGAUCAACCUCAUACAUCUGAAAUCAGUUAAGUUUGACUUUUUUAAAAUUUUCUUUCGCUGAUAUCAACUUGAUACAAUUAGCAAAAAUAUUUGAAUUUUAAAGAUACAUGUAAACCAAGAUUUUAAAUUGCUUUACAAAAUUUACAACGCACUGGGAUAUGGGAUGGAAUAGUACUAUUUUAUAAAGCGGUGCAAUUGACUGCCUUCCAAUGAUAGCUUUUUUUAUAAAGACACUGUGUGUGCACAUCACAAUUUGUGAAUAAAAGAUGUAGAUUUUUUUUA